This is a messenger RNA of Cetraspora pellucida, 294 nucleotides long. Lineage: Eukaryota; Fungi; Glomeromycota; Glomeromycetes; Diversisporales; Gigasporaceae. The record is from the annotation of a GenBank genome assembly.
AUGAGUAUUGUAGAAAUAAAUGUUGAUGAGUUUGAUGAAUUCGAUAGAUCUGAUGAAUCUGGUGAAUUUGAUGAGUUUGAUGAAUCUGGUGAAUUUGAUGAGUUUGAUGAAUCCGAUGAACCUGAUGAAUUUGAUGAAUUUUAUGAAUCCAAUGAACUUGGUGAGUCUGACGACUCUGGUGAAAAACAACAAAUAAUUAGUGAAUUUAUGGAAGCUGAUAUGAGAAUUCAUGAACUUUCAAUAACCUUGCAAGAACAUCCUGACAUUAAGUUUGAGGGAUGGCUUGCUUGGUGA